Molecule: messenger RNA, 2250 nt
Organism: Prosopis cineraria
Lineage: Eukaryota; Viridiplantae; Streptophyta; Magnoliopsida; Fabales; Fabaceae
Product: probable alpha-amylase 2
Exons: 12
Coding region: 816-2057 (413 amino acids)
Biological process (GO): carbohydrate metabolic process
Molecular function (GO): calcium ion binding; alpha-amylase activity
Source: RefSeq, a predicted model, not a curated record
CAAAACUCCUGUGCGUAAGAGAGAGAUUCUGCUCCUCCAUUUCCGAUCCUAUCACUUUCAGCUACUGCUAUGGAGUUCGAAUAUAGUGGCUCCUUAUCUAACAGCUAAGACGCCCUUACCCCUUUGGUUUCGCCGCGUCUCUCUUCCUCUAAUUUCUGCUCGUUCACUCUGAAAUAUGCUCGUCUCUCAUUUCAGGAGCUGAUUCCCUUUUAUUAUUAUUUUAUCUUAAUUCUUUCCUUUUUGCCAUCUUAUGGACAGAAUGGCGUGAUUCCCAACUUAGUGGAUGGUGACACAAAACAUUCUACUUUUCUCUCUACUUAUAGGCGGGGCUAUCUCUCCAACUCACGCUUCAAUCCUCAAUUCACCCUUGUCCGUUUCUGCUCUUUAUGUGUUCUUGAUUUUCCUUGUUUCAUGAGCUCCAGUGUUGCUUUUGGGAUGCUACUUUUUCUACUACACUAGAAAGUAUGACUUCAAAGUUGCUUUUGAGUUUGGUUGCUGUGCAUUAUCGAUCCUUAUGAAUUUGCGUUUUGCCUGGGACGAAGAAUUUGGUGCUUCUAUUGGCAUCAAGAACCUGAAGUGGCUUCCUAUCUUUCUCUCUGUUAAAGGAUGACGCUAUCAUCGAGUCUCAAGAACAUUAGCAAAUCACAGUCUCAUGUUUUUCAUUUCUUAUGCUUUGAUUGUUAUCUCAACAAUUCAUAUGGUCUCAACUUUCAUUGUCAGCCUUGAAACCGCCUAGUUAAUAAAUUGACCAUUGAUGCAGGUUGCCACAUUAAAGCUGAAUUCGUUCACCCACUGUUUCUAAUCUUUGAGCUGCUAUGGGUUACCUAAAUAAUGAGUUUGAUCAAACUAAUCAACAAAAUGAUCAUGGUGCACUGAUACGAAAUGGAAAGGAAAUUCUUUUUCAGGCAUUCAACUGGGAGUCUCACAAAUAUGAUUGGUGGAGAAAUUUAGAAAGAAAAGUUCCCGACAUAGCAAAAACUGGAUUUACUUCAGCAUGGUUGCCACCACCAACACAUUCCUUCUCUCCUCAAGGUUACGCUCCACAAAACCUUUACUCUCUCAACAGUUCAUAUGGUUCUGAGCAUCAGUUACAAGCUUUGCUUCAUAAGAUGAAGCAGUGCAAGGUACGAGCAAUGGCUGACAUAGUUAUCAAUCAUCGUGUUGGCACAACCCAAGGACAUGGAGGGAUGUAUAAUCGUUAUGAUGGAAUUCCAUUAUCAUGGGAUGAACGUGCUGUGACAUCAGAUACUGGUGGUUUGGGUAAUCGAAGCACAGGGGCCAUUUUCCAUGGGUUUCCAAAUAUUGAUCAUACCCAAGAUUUUGUGAGAAAGGACAUCAUUGGAUGGCUCCAAUGGCUACGCAACAAAGGAUUUCAGGAUUUUCGUUUUGAUUUUGCAAGAGGUUAUGCCCCAAAAUUUCUGAAAGAGUAUAUUGCAAAAACAAAGCCAGCAUUCACUGUUGGGGAAUACUGGGAUUCUUGCAACUAUCAUGGUUGUGUUUUGGACUAUAACCAAGACAGCCAUAGGCAACGGAUAAUCAAUUGGAUUGAUGGCACAGGUCAGCUUUCAACUGCAUUUGACUUCACAACAAAAGGGAUUCUCCAGGAAGCUGUCAAGGGAGAUUUUUGGCGUUUAAAGGAUCCUCAAGGAAAGCCACCGGGGGUGAUGGGAUGGUGGCCAUCAAGGGCAGUGACAUUUCUAGAUAACCAUGACACAGGUUCUACCCAGGCUCAUUGGCCCUUUCCUUCAAAUCAUAUCAUGGAGGGUUAUGCUUACAUAUUGACUCAUCCUGGGAUACCAACAGUUUUCUAUGAUCACUUUUUUGAUCGGGCAAACUCCAUUCAUGAUCAGAUUGUGAAGUUGAUUGAUAUCCGCAAGCGUCAAGGUAUUCACAGUAGAUCACCUGUGAGGAUUGUGGAUGCUAAGCAAAAUCUGUACGCAGCAUUCAUUGAGGAGAAAGUGUGCAUGAAGAUUGGAGACGCUUCUUGGUGCCCUUCUGGGAGGGAAUGGACACUUGCAGCUUCUGGCCACAGAUAUGCAGUAUGGCACAAAUAUUAAAUCAUUGCCCUUUUUAUUAUUAUUUCAGCUUUUCAUUUGCUAUAACUGGGGAUACACCCUCAGGACCCUGUAGGUCGUGGACUCAUUCCAUGUGACAAAUAAUAAUGAUAAUUAUUUUGGGAGCCCUCCCCCCCCCCCCCGGGGAAAAAAAGUGAAAAUAAAAUUGCUACUAUGCCACCUCAGCUUAUGAAAA